ACCCACUUAAUUAAUAAUGUAAUCUUUACAAAAAUAUUUUAUACUUACAAUAUGCUUCAAGGGACUUAAUAGAAAAAAAAAAAAAAAAAAACGGAGGCUGAGACUUCUAGAUUUGAUCGGAGGUUUGGAAGAGAGGAGGCGCGCUCAUCAUAUGAUAUAGUGCAACCCAUAGGAGGAGGUGGAGAGAAUUACAGAAAGCCGCCUGGAGAUGGCUGAGGAUACUAUGUUGCAACAUGCAGGAGAAGGAGCUAAGUGGAGACAAUUGCAUGCAGAACACGCGGAGAAGGAAGUGGAUAGAAUUACAGAACACAUGGAGAUGGCUAACAAUAGUCCAGCACGCAGGAGAAUGAGGUGGAGACUUGCAGAAGACAUGGAGAUUGCUUUGGAUAGUGCAACACAGAGGAGAAAGGGAGAUCGAAUUGUUGAAGAUCCAUUAGGAAUCCUGGCCUCUUGGAAUGAGUCUUCUCAUUACUGCAAUUGGACAGGAGUUUUAUGCAGUAAGAAGCACCAAGGUAGAGUUACCGUCUUGAAUUUAGGAGGCCAAGAGCUGGCUGGUUCUAUACCUCCUCACAUUGGAAAUCUAUCCUUCUUAAGGCAAAUCAACCUCAGUUACAAUAGUUUCACGGGCGAGAUUCCUCAACAAAUUGGUCGUUUGUUCCGACUAAGAUAUCUUCUUCUCUUUUCCAACCAUUUUCAUGGUAAAAUCCCAAUGGAGCUUCAAAAUAUAACAAAAAGCCUACAGGUUCUCACACUCUUUUCAAAUGAAUUAACAGGAAGUAUACCACAAACGUUGGGCAACGCAUCUUCACUCUUAGAAUUAUCCUUGAUGGAAAAUAAUUUACAGGGAAGUAUACCAGCAGAGCUUGGAAAACUUCUAAACUUGGAAUUCCUACAGCUUUCUCAAAACAAUUUAUCUGGGGAGGUCCCACUUUCCAUUUACAAUUUAUCGUCAGUGUAUGAAUUUUCUUUGGCAGAGAACCAGUUGCAUGGUAGAAUUCCAUCUGAUGUUGGCUUCACUCUUCCUAAUCUUCGGUAUUUCUAUGUCCCUCUAAACCAUUUUUAUGGAGAGAUACCAGCUUCUUUUCUAAAUGCUACCAAAUUAGAACAGCUUGAAUUAGGGAAUAACAAUUUCAGUGGCGUGGUACCUUCAAACCUUGGAAGCCUAAGGAAUCUUCAACUUCUAUAUCUCAUGGGAAAUCAGUUGGAAAGUGUAGAAGGAGAAGGUUUAGGUUUCAUAACUUCUUUAACUAAUUGCACCAACCUUCGCCAAUUGAGACUUGACGGCAAUAAUUUCGAAGGUGUAUUACCCCUUUCAAUUGCCAAUCUUUCAACUAAGCUUGAAAGGUUCACCAUAGGUGCAAACCUACAGAUUUCAGGUAAAAUCCCCAAAGAGAUUGGGAAUCUGGUUGGCUUAGAGGUUCUGGUUAUAACUGCUUCCAGUAUUACAGGUGAAAUUCCUUCUUCUAUAUGCAAACUGGAAAAGCUAUCUGAUCUUGAACUACAGGCGAAUAGAAUUUCAGGGCCAAUUCCAUCCUUGCUUGGAAAUCUCACCCAACUUCAAUAUCUUAACCUAGAAGAGAACAAUUUGAAGGGCCUGAUUCCUCCUAGUUUGGGAAAUUGUACACAACUUGAAUAUCUUUACCUUGAGAACAAUUCCUUGUUUGGUAACAUACCGAAACAACUUUUUAGCUUAUCUCAUCUCAUAGACCUCUACUUGCCACAAAAUUCAUUUACAGGACAAUUGCCCAUAGAUUUAGCUGAGGGUAAGAUGACCAACCUUGUGCAUUUGAGUGUUCAACACAAUCGAUUGUCAGGAGGAAUUCCAAGUGCCUUAGGUGAUUGCUUGAUGUUAGAGGGACUCUGGAUGGAUGGUAACUUGUUUGAAGGAAGCAUCCCACCAUCAUUUAACAAUUUGAGAAGCCUUGUAUCGUUGGACCUCUCCAAUAACAAAUUUUCUGGCGAAAUUCCAGAAUACUUCCAAAAUUUUCCUUUGUUGCAAUACCUAAACUUAUCAUUCAAUAAUUUUGAAGGAGUGUUGCCAACUGGAAGGAUCUUUGAAAAUGCAAGCAUAAUUUCUGUUUCUGGAAACCCAAGACUCUGUGGAGGCAUGCAUCAGCUAGGACUUCCUUCAUGCAAGAUUGGAGACAGAAAGCUUCAUCAUUUGAUCGUGUUGAUCUCAGUAAGUGCUUCAUGCUCAAUAUUCUUGAUGGUAUCGCUUCUUGUUAUCUUUGCAUUCAGAAGAUCGAAAAGGAAACUUUCAACUUCUACCGAUGUGCAAGAUCCAGAACAAUAUCCAAAGAUUUCUUAUGCAGAGCUAAGUCGGGCAACCAAUGAGUUCUCAUCAUCUAACUUGAUUGGUGAGGGAAGUUUUGGUUGUGUUUAUAAAGGAAUUUUGAGUGGAGAUGAAAUGCUAGUGGCGGUGAAGGUUUUAAACCUUAAGAGGAGAGGAGCUACCAAGAGUUUUAUGGCUGAGUGUGAAACAUUGAGAAAUAUUCGACAUCGCAAUUUGAUCAAGAUUGUAACUGUUUGCUCAAGUAUAGACUUUAGAGGAACCAAUUUCAAGGCUUUAGUCUAUGAAUUCAUGCAAAAUGGAAGCUUAGAGAAGUGGCUACAUCCAAAUGAAGAUCAAACUAUUGCACGUAGUUUAAGCCUCAUUCAAAGACUCAAUAUAGCCGUUGAGGUCGCUUCUGCAAUUGAAUACCUUCAUAACUAUUGCCAGCCAUCAAUUGUUCAUGGGGACCUUAAGCCAAGCAAUGUUCUACUUGAUGAGGAAAUGGUUUCUCAUGUGGGUGAUUUUGGCCUGGCAAGAUUUUCAUCAAUUUCUCAAAACCAAAGCAGUUCCAUGGGUGUGAAGGGAACAAUUGGCUAUGUAGCACCGGAAUAUGGCAUGAGCACUAAGAUAUCCAAGCUUGGUGAUGUCUAUAGUUUUGGAAUUCUCUUACUGGAGAUGAUUACAGGGAAAGCACCAACUGAUUCAAUGUUCAAAGACAACUUCACCAUACACCAAUUGGUCAAGACAAGGCUUCCUGAAAGGGUAACUGAUAUUAUAGAUCCUUCAUUGCUCCAGGAGGUUCAAGAAGCAGAAAAUUCAAAAGCAAGGAAUAUGCGAAAGGGAGUUGGUGUUUUGGAGAGCCUCUUGGCGAUUGCCGAGGUUGGAGUUGCCUGCUCAAUGGAGUCACCAAGUGAAAGGAUGGAGAUGAAAGAAGUUGCGACGAAAUUAUAUGCCAUUAGAGACAAGUUCCUCCAUCGGUAGAAAGACAUGAUUCUCAUCGGUUGAUUCCAUCCAUAUCAAAGUAGAGUUAAUAGAUUAAGAAUACUUUC
Molecule: messenger RNA, 3321 nt
Organism: Rubroshorea leprosula
Lineage: Eukaryota; Viridiplantae; Streptophyta; Magnoliopsida; Malvales; Dipterocarpaceae
Source: the annotation of a GenBank genome assembly